Messenger RNA from Eupeodes corollae, 828 nucleotides. RefSeq lists its product as uncharacterized. Bases 1 to 828 code for a protein of 275 amino acids. NCBI's taxonomy places the organism in Eukaryota, Metazoa, Arthropoda, Insecta, Diptera, Syrphidae. The transcript has 2 exons. The record is from RefSeq and is a predicted model, not a curated record.
AUGGAAAGAAACGUAGCAGUUGCGACUAUUUUGACUGCUUUUUUAUUAGAAAGCAGCGAUGAAGAAACUGCCAAACAGCCCAAAAAGAUGUGUCGUAGGGUAUGGACAAAGGAUUGGGUGGCCCGUCGUGAGCAGGAGGGAUUUUACGCAAAAUUGAUGGUCGAAUUGCGAACAGAGGAACCAGAACUGUAUCGAAAUUUUUUGCGAAUGGAUUGCAAGCAAUUUGAUCACCUUUUAUCUUUGGUGGCUCCACAUAUUCAAAAACAAGAUACGAAUAUGCGCAGGAGCAUUUCUGCAGGUGAGGGUCUUGCGUUAACCCUACGAUACCUAGCUACCGGCGAAAAUUUUCGGUCGUUGCAAUACCUGUUUCGCAUUCCUGCUACAACAAUCUCGACAACAAUUCCACAUGUCCUCGAUGCUAUAUAUAAAGUUCUCGUGGACGAAUAUCUUCAGGCCCCGAAAACACAAGAGGCUAGGAACGCUAUUGCCAACGAUUUCAACGAAAUCUGGCAAUUCCCAAACUGCAUCGGAGCUGUGGAUGGGAAGCAUGUGGUCAUGGUCGCACCACCUAAUUCUGGCAGCAUUUUUUAUAACUAUAAAGGUACACAUAGUAUCAUAUUAAUGGGUAUAGCCGAUGCGAACUACAAAUUGAUUUACAUCGAUGUCGGCCGCAAUGGGCGAUUUUCCGACGGUGGUGUGUUCAACCGCUGCACAUUUGGACAAGGGUUGGAUAACAAUCAUCUGUGCUUGCCACCACACAACCCACUACCGGGUAGACAAUUGCCUGUUCCGUAUGUCCUUGUCGCAGACGACGCCUUUGCUUUAUGA